CCACCACCACCACCAGCACACCAGCAGCACCACCACCAUGAAACGAAUCAACACCUUCUUCCCCCCCCUUCCCUCCAAAAAACCCAAACCCGACCCAUCCUCCGCAACAUACACCCACCACCCCAGCUACCCCCUCCCCAUCCGCAACCUCCCCAGCACCAUCGCCACCCCUCUCUCCCAACUCCCCUCCACCCCCUCCAAAGCCAUCACCAUCACCAACCACCCACACCUCGACCUCCUCUACUACCAACCGUUCCUCCCCGCCCCGCUCGCCCGCGACCUCUUCCAUUUCCUCCGCGCCGAACUCCCCUUCUACCGCGUCCAAUACACCAUUCAUCGUAACGGGACCCCGACUAAUAUCACUACGCCACGGUACACGACUGUGUUUGGGGUCGAUGAUACUUCCAUCUUUAUUCCGGAUCCUACAACUACUGCCUCUGAUGACUCCUCCGUUCAAUCGCAAAUAUUAGUCGAUUCGAAAACGCGUAUCCCUGUUCCUGAUACCAAGUAUCAUAACAACAACAGUACCAACAAGGAAAAACAAAAGGGAAAGGGAAAGGGGAAGAUAUACCCCCGUCCCAUCCCCCCCUGCCUCAACCACCUCCGCCAAGCCAUCGAGGCCCUUACCACCACCACCACCACCCCCCCCAACAACAACAACGACACAGCAUACAACUUCAUCCUCGUAAACUACUACGCCACCACCGAAGACAGCAUCGCCUACCACUCCGACGACGAACGCUUCCUGGGCCCGAAUCCCACCAUCGCGUCGUUGUCGCUUGGCGCGCGGAGAGAUUUCCGGUCCUGGUACUGGUAGUGUUGGAAACACAACCAGAGGAGUAGGAGGGGAGAAGCCCCUCAAAUUUACCCUGCAGGAAGGCGAUCUGUUG
Messenger RNA from Aspergillus ibericus CBS 121593, 890 nucleotides. RefSeq lists its product as uncharacterized. Gene Ontology annotation, biological process: DNA repair. The transcript is spliced from 2 exons. The record is from RefSeq and is a predicted model, not a curated record. The coding region runs from base 38 to 817 and encodes 259 amino acids. Lineage: Eukaryota; Fungi; Ascomycota; Eurotiomycetes; Eurotiales; Aspergillaceae.